CGAGCAUUCGGAACCUUGGUGAACGUCAUAAUUACGGGCAGGAAUCGCGUUCGCCGCCGAGUUAACCUGAAACAUGGUGCGCUUCAAAAACAGAUACAUCGUUUUCACAAUAAAGCCGUACGACGACAAGGACAAGCAGGCGACGUGGAAGAAUACACACGUGUCUAAUGCGAUUAAACGGAAGGUGCAACAAUUGUACGGCGACGUGGGGGUAGCAGCGAUAAAGGAUGGCUUUGAUGCGAAAUACUGCAACGUACAAACGAAAAUAGCGAUAGUCAGGCUCAGGCAUGGGCCUCACAAAUUCGCAUUGCACGCUAUCCCGCUAAUAAGCAAUGUAGGGGAGCGACUAGUCAAAACGAAGAUCCUCUACGUCGGAGCGACUCUGAAACACUGUUUUCUCUUCAUCAGAAAACAUCAGGAGAGGAAGCUGGAACGAUUGUGGUCCAAAUUGCCAACGGAAACCGACAGAAAACGGAUGGAGGACCUCCUGAUGACCUUGACGCCCGCUAUGAAAGACCUUGCGUAAAAAAAAUCAUCGUUACAGAUUAAUACAGAUAGUAAUUAAUUUACCGUUCACGUUUUAAGUUAAUAUUAAGUACAAAUAAAAGCGGAGUUUCUCAAUAACUUACGAAAACACGUUAAUCUCGUCUCGUGAUACGGUUUCACGACAUUUCUCGCAUAUCCUGGGGACGCAACGAGAUAAGCGACUUCAAAUAAACUCGCCCCUUUUUCAUA
Molecule: messenger RNA, 735 nt
Organism: Temnothorax curvispinosus
Lineage: Eukaryota; Metazoa; Arthropoda; Insecta; Hymenoptera; Formicidae
Product: ribonuclease P/MRP protein subunit POP5-like
Exons: 4
Coding region: 74-526 (150 amino acids)
Biological process (GO): tRNA 5'-leader removal
Cellular component (GO): ribonuclease P complex
Molecular function (GO): ribonuclease P RNA binding
Source: RefSeq, a predicted model, not a curated record